Ostertagia ostertagi is the source of this 468-nucleotide messenger RNA. The record is from the annotation of a GenBank genome assembly. NCBI's taxonomy places the organism in Eukaryota, Metazoa, Nematoda, Chromadorea, Rhabditida, Trichostrongylidae.
AUGAAGCUACUUAUUCGCAAAAAAUUAAAUGACGUCUACAAGAACCACGGUGAAAAAGUCCCUGAGAUGUCAGUAAAGCAGGGUAUUCUACAAAUAGGUCCACGUUUCGUAAUUAAGCCUGCAAUAUGCGCUAUUAGGUUGGGACUGUCUUUGCCAGAAUGGCAAGGUUUAUCGUUCACAGAGCUGCUGAGUGAAAGUGAAAAGGAAGAAUAUUCUCGUGGAAUAUUCAAGCAAGGAGAUAUAAGCUUCUCCGUUCUACUAAAAUUGACCAAAGGGAGUGAGCCUACGGAUAUGCCGGAGUCAAGAGAAGUGACUAAAGAUGCAGAAGAGAGAAGAGUGGUAGCAGAUAUAGAUGAUUCAAGUAGUACCACCAAACGUAAAAGAACUCAUGUAGAGGAAGACGGUGAUGUUAACCCACUAGAAGAGGGUUGCCUGAGAUGCUAUACUAGAUCAUUAUUUGUUCUAUAG